AUAUUCUACCUCUGUCUUUAUAUACAGAUUUGAAUCAUGGCACCGAUAAACGAAGAGGGCUUAAAGCCACCCCAUAUAUACGUUUUAGACGGCGGAUUCUCCACGCAACUUUCUUGUCACGUAGGUCACGUCAUUGACGGUGACCCUCUUUGGAGCGCCCGCUUCUUGCAUACACACCCCAACGAGGUCGUGAAUACUCAUCUUGACUUCCUUAGAGCUGGAGCAGAUUUAAUUAUAACGAAUACGUAUCAAGCGUCAGUAGAUGGCUUCGUGGAGCACUUGGACGUAACACCCGAACAAGGCUACGAGCUCAUUCUACGUGCCGUGGACCUCGCUAAGCAAGCGCGAACUUUAUAUCUAGAAGAAUAUCAGGACUACAUGCAAAGUAGCCAUGUUCCAUUGGUUGUGGGAUCAGUCGGGCCGUACGGGGCUCAUCUGCACGACGGAUCGGAAUACGAUGGCAGUUAUGCAGAUACAACAUCCGUUCAGACUAUGCGUGAAUGGCACAGGCCUCGGAUGCAAGCUCUGGUGGAUGCGGGAGUAGAUUUAUUGGCUCUAGAGACGAUACCAUGUCAGGAAGAGGCGGAGAUGCUGUGUGACUUGCUACGUGAAUUUCCUACAAUCAAAGCUUGGUUGGCCUUCAGUUGCAAGGAUAACCAAAGUAUAGCCCAUGGUGAAAGCUUCCAAAAAGUGGCAAAAAAAUGUUGGGAAGCAAAUCCGGAUCAGCUAGUUGCUGUGGGAGUGAACUGCUGCGCGCCGUCCUUUGUGUCGAAUCUCCUAAAAGGGAUCAACGACGAUCGACCACAUGCCCCUAUUCCGCUAAUCGUUUAUCCGAAUUCGGGUGAAAAAUACAAUCCUCAGAUUGGAUGGAUUGAUCGUGAUAAAUGUGAGCCCGUUGAGGUGUUUAUUCAAGAGUGGUUAGAUCUCGGAGCGCGGUACGUCGGAGGAUGUUGUCGCACGUACGCCGCAGAUGUAUCACGCAUCCGCAAUCAGGUGCACUGCUGGCGGGACCGAUGGCGUUUUAAGAACAGAUACGAAGCGAACACAUCCCCAAAUGUCAAUUGAACUAAUUACAUCUACAUGUACACGAGUUUGACAUUGUUAUGUUAGAGUUAACAUAACAAUGAGGUCGAGAACAAUACAAACUCUUUUUUAAAUUACUUAACAGUAAACAUACAAUUAAUUAAGAAUUUACUCAAAAUUUACGUAAAAAAAUGUGUUAAAAGCGAGUUAAGAAACAGCACACAGCUGUUAACGUACAAUUGCGUUCUUAUUAAACCAUAAUAUUAUUGUUAUUUUUAAUUAAUUGCAUUUCUGAGAUCGAAUUAUUAGCAUCACUAAAAACUGACUUGUAAAUAUUAUCAUGUUAAUUGUUGUGCAUUAAAAAUAUAUAAAUAUAUAAAACAA
Messenger RNA from Melitaea cinxia (Glanville fritillary), 1407 nucleotides. RefSeq names its product homocysteine S-methyltransferase 1-like. NCBI's taxonomy places the organism in Eukaryota, Metazoa, Arthropoda, Insecta, Lepidoptera, Nymphalidae. Bases 37 to 1065 code for a protein of 342 amino acids. The transcript has 7 exons. The record is from RefSeq and is a predicted model, not a curated record. Gene Ontology annotation, biological process: S-methylmethionine cycle. Gene Ontology annotation, molecular function: zinc ion binding; S-adenosylmethionine-homocysteine S-methyltransferase activity.